UUCUUGACCAUCUGGAGAAUAAAUCUCACGGUUCUUCCGAGACCAGGAAACCACUACACAUUCGAGAACUUUAGGAGAAGGAGAUCUGUUCAGUGUAAGAGCGGUCCAGAAGAAGCGCCUGGCAGUUCAUCGUGCCUGUUGAAGAAGCUUCGGACUUUCCGGACUUAAGAGAUCUCUUCAUAUCAAAAGGGCGACAUCUUUCAUCGAGCGGGAAAUUCGAAAAAUAAGAGGGAAAAGACAUAUACGCACAUACGACCACGCGAUCGUGAGGGAGGUUCAUCGCAAGCAUAACAUACAACGGGACGCCGAUUACUCCAGCAGAGCUCUUGACGAGUCAGUUCACAAAGCGCGCCUCUCUUAGACCACGUUCGUUCUCUCCAUACCGACCACUCCAUAUCCAAACUACAGUACACCUCCUCUUCGCUAGAAAUUCCCAAAGAACAAGUAACGAAACCAUGGCCGACUUCCUCCCCUCCCUCUGGUCCUCCAUUUUCACGCCCGGCCCCACACCGACCCUCCUCCUCGCCACAAACCUCACCUUCGCCUCCCUGCAACUCCUCCUCUUCGCCCUGCUCCUCGCAACCUACAGCAUCCACUUCCUCAUCCUAAGUGGUCUCUGCGGCGGCCUCUGGGCCAGCAUCAAUUGGUUCGCGCGCGAACUGAUCGCCGCCGAAGCCAAAGAGAAGGAAGCGAAGCGACUCCGGCAACGGGAGAAGGAAAGGAGGGAUGAAGCGCGAGGCGGCCAGGAAGAGGCGGACGACGAAGGCGAAGAGACGGAGACGGAAGGCGACGGCGCGACGGCCUCGAUGAUCGUCGUGGACCCUCCCACGGACUCGACAACGAAGCAGUCCAACACAGAGCAGCCGACUCCUCACGCGGACCAGACUCAAAGCGAAACUCUAUCAUCAACAAACGAAACCCUCCGACAGAGAAAACCCGCGCCCUCAGAGAGCGUCCGGAGCGAGCAGAGCCAGUCCUCCCUCCACAGUGCGAAUUCCCUCCACGAAGCAGGCAGCACCGAUUCGGAAUGGGAGAAGGUCGACGACAAGGACGCAGCGGCGGGGGUCCAGCAGCGAAGAGCAUGA
This is a messenger RNA of Dissoconium aciculare CBS 342.82, 1085 nucleotides long. Its product is annotated as Pkr1-domain-containing protein. The transcript has a single exon. The record is from RefSeq and is a predicted model, not a curated record. Gene Ontology annotation, cellular component: endoplasmic reticulum membrane. The coding region runs from base 456 to 1085 and encodes 209 amino acids. Gene Ontology annotation, biological process: vacuolar proton-transporting V-type ATPase complex assembly. Lineage: Eukaryota; Fungi; Ascomycota; Dothideomycetes; Mycosphaerellales; Dissoconiaceae.